UGUUCUUCUUGUUGGGAGGAUGGAGAACUACCACCAGGAGGAUCUACAGGUUCAGGGAGGGGUGUCCUUCCUCCUGCAUGGUGGAGCUGUUCGCCUCCUGCAUCUGGACCUGCUCAGUCUCGCAGAAGGGUUGUUGGGUCCAGUGUCAUGCUCAAAGACACUUAGGCAGUCGAUGGCGGAUUGCUGGAAUCAAACCAGCAGAUGUUGGCUCUUCUAGAUUCUCUGUGUCUUCUUUAGUUUUAGUUGUCAGAGAAGGACGUCCACCUCUGACUGAACCUCAUAUAAAGCCUCAGUAAACCUGCAGACCCACCAGAACCUCUGCUGGCCACCAGGGUCCAGGUCCAGUCCCCGAUCCGGCCCACAGAAGGUCUGAUGAGCCCCUGAUCAGGAAGGAAGCCUCUCUGGGCUCUUUAGACCUGCUCUGGUGGCACCACUGAUGAGGACUGGACCUGAUGCCAGUUCUAAACCAGAUUAAACGUAUUUUGUGUCACAGAUCCUGAGUCUUCCCCUUAGAACUAGAAUGGCAGAAAUCUGCUGCUUACUCUGCAGACCAGGGACACCAAGUCUCACAUGUGGGACAACAGGACGCUUGUGAGGGACGCUAGGAUGACGCCAAACACUUUAAUUUAACACACAUUACUAUAACCAGUCUCUGCUUUGCCUGUCAUUGCACAACUAUUAAUAACCACAACUCAUGAGUUUAUAAAAGGCAUUAUUUAGCUUUCUGGACGUCUGAUAAAGCUGUUAGAUUUUACCCUGUGUCCAGAAUGUCCUCGUCUCCGCCUCUCACCCGUUGACCACUGGAGACAGUCAGCGUUGCACGGAUGUUAAACUUUUAAAAACUAAAAUAGUUCUAAGUGCACCAGAAAAAACUUAACUAGCUUUUAAAUCUUAUUAGAAAAACAUUUAAGGUUAAUCUCGUCUGCCUGGCAGCUAUUUCUGGUUGGGAGUAAAAAUGAGUCCAGAGCUCUAGAGACGGGAGGAUUUCUCCGUUCUCCAGAAUCAGAACCAGAAAUACUUUAAUAAUCCCAGAGGGAACCCCCCAACCCACCCUGCAUGCAUGGGGAUAUCUGCUACCAGUUCUGGUGGUUCUGCUGGUACCAGCUGUGGUUCUGCUGGUACCAGCGCUGUGCUCCUAAAGCUCUAUCUCUCUCUAAUGUUGUGCAGCAGCUGCGCCCCCUGCUGGCCGCCGAUGUUACUGCGCCUCCUGGUCUCCGUCUCCGCUGCGUCCUGAACAUGCAGGCAACUAAAAGCUCCGCAGUUAUUCCGCAGUUUGUCAGUUUAUCUUCUGGAUGUUUUCCCGGAUAACCAGGGCAGUUAGUGGAUACCAUGGAAACAGCAGGAUGUCAGCUGUUUCCUGCUGAUUGCUGAUCAGCAACAGCUCACAUCUGACUGCAUGGAUCCGACGCGCACCCGCUCUAAGGGCUAAAUCAGGCUGGGAGGAAGAGGAGUAGGAGGAGGAGGAGGAGGAGUGUCGCGCAGCGGCUCCAUCAGUCAGUCGGUACGAGCUGAGGAAGAGGAGGAAGCCGUUCCAUCAGCUGCGGUCAUGUGACUUUUUAGAGAGGAUGUCCAGCCUUGAGCGAGCUUCCACUGGGCAGAAGGUGUGAGGAGAGGCAAAGGAUCAUGGGAGAUGGAGGACCCCCGCAGUCCGAGGGGAACGCUCUCCUCAAAGCCGUCUUCCAGGGAAAGCUGCGACUGGCCCGCUUGCUGCUGGAGGGCGGCGCUUACAUAAAUGAAGGCAACGAACGAGGCGAGACUCCCAUUUCUGCCGCCUGCCUGGGGAGCUACGAUGACCCGCAAACCCGCCAGAGGAUGGUGCGAUACCUGCUGGAGAAAGGAGCCGACCCAAACAUCCCCGACAAGAGCGGCCGCACCGCGCUGAUGCACGCCUGUGCCGAGCAGGCGGGGAAGGAGGUGGUGUCGCUGCUGCUGGAGAACGGAGCGGAUCCCAGCCUCAAAGACUAUUCUGGUGCUUCCGCCCUCAUCCACGCCAUCAACAAGGGAGACCGCGAGACCCUGCAGGUGCUCCUGGACGCCUGCAAGGCCAAAGGCAAAGAGGUGAUCAUCAUCACCACUGACACGUCACCGUCGGGUACAAAGAAGACCAAACAGUACCUGAACUCGCCGCCCUCUCCGGGCGUUGUGGACAAACUGUCUCCUGCCUGCAUGUCGCCCUCAGACGUGGAGAUUGGCACUUCCUCACCAGCAGGAGACGAGGAGGGGAUCUUCAGCUUUGCCCUCACCUCAGCACUUCCUCUGCCUUCCGCUCGGCCUCCAGGUGAGAAGAGGCCUCCUCCCCGAAAGCUCCUGAAAAGGCUGAACUCAGAGCCGUGGGGCCUGGUGGCGCCCUCGGUGCUGAACGGAGUUCCUCAGGAAAGACUGGACCAGGGUCUGGAGGAGGAGGGAAGCAGCGACCUGAGCAGAGUGGUCUCUGAGAUGAAUGGCCUGUCUAUCUCGGAACCGGUCCGACCUCGGUUGUCACGCCGGCACAGUAUUGAGACACAUGACCCGUGUUCUCCUAAACCCAUCGACCGGUCCUGCUCCGAGGAUUGCACGAGCCUUUCUGCCCCUUCUUGGGCUGACAAGGUCCAGCAGCACCAGAUCCUGUACCGUAGGAACACAGCUCCUGAGCCCCAGGAGAAUGCUGGAGGACCUGGAGCAACGGUGGCCCGGGUUCUGGCACACCCUAAACUGACCCGCAUGGAACACUACGAGUCGGACACCCACCUCUGUCCAGAGUCCAUCCCUGGCUCUCCAGACUCUGGUCGGAUGUCUGUGGAGCGGCGAAGAUAUAAUGCCUCCCCCCUGUCCCUGGUAACCAGCUCUUCCAGGGAGUCUCUGGAGAACAUUCCCAACUCUGUGUCCCCCAUCACUAUGCGCCGGCGUCCCCCGGGUCUCCUGGAACGCCGGGGCUCUGGAACGCUGCUGCUGGACCACAUCUCGCAUACCAGGCCAGGCUUCCUGCCUCCUCUCAACGUGAACCCCCAAAGACCCAUCCCUGACAUCCGGGCCAACGGGAAGCCCACUUCACCCAUGCACUGCGGACAUAAGAUCCUGGUCCCCAUGGCCCCAACGUCACCCAAACGGGGCCCUGAGUUCAAGAUGAAGAAGAAGCUGAUGAGAAGACACUCAAUGCAGACAGAGCAGAUGAAGCAGCUCUCCACCUUCCAGGAGAUCCUGGCUGAAAAGGUUGCCGAGUCCAAUGGGGACUGAUGACAGAAGGGAACAAAGCAUGAGGAGCAGCUGCAUUGGACUUAUUGGGAGGGUGAUCUAUUAUAAAGCCUCUUCAUCUCAGAGAGUCCAAGCCAACACCAGGUUCUGAAGAGAGUAGCUUGGUUUGAAACUACCUGAUUGGCCCAGUUUUAGUCUCUAUGAGGUUUAUGUUAAAAGGAUGGAUGUGAUCCGUUGGUCUGUUCCCUGCAGCAGUCAGAGAGAUCCCCGUUUAAAGAAUCAGAACUCUCCAUCAGCUCCCCAGAUCUGCACUCUUUCAGGACAGAACAUCCACCAUGUGAAACACCAAACCGGUGGUUUCCUUAGACCAAACUGGGUUCAGAGACAGUUGGGUAGGAUUGUAACCAAACCACAUCUUAGUCACCAUGAGUAGUGAAGGUGCUGACCAGUCCAACCCUGAAACAUCUACAGACAGAAAAGGUGAGGAUGGAAGCACCACGCCCUUCUUAAAACGGCCGGCAGGAUGAUCAGGUGGUCAUACGGAGAAGGAAGCGCUGGUUGGAGCAGCAGAAGAUCUCCUGUAGGACUCGGCUGACCAGCAGGAGGAGCUGUGCUCCUGCUCUAGAGGCACCACUCCUUUCUCUACCUCCUAACUAAGAUUACUGCACCCCUGUUUAGAUCAAACUGUCCACGUUCUGCACGUUAUCAGCAUCAACCCUGGGGAACCACGGGGGUCUGAGUUGACCCUCAGGUUAUGCCUCUGCUCCACAUCUGGAGGGGGUCACAGAGCUGUGGGUGACAGAGAUGUUUUAGGGAGGAUGCUCCAGAGUCCGUCUGAGAGAUAAUCAGAACCAGUCCUGUAAUUUAAAAUAUGAAUAUUAAUUGAUGUAUUUGACAGGAACAAUGCAAUCAGUGACAGCGUGCAGCUGAUGUGAUGCAGAGUUUAUAGCUGGAGUUACUCCACAACUCCUGCACCAUGCUGGGCCACAUGCUGGGGGGGGGGGG
Messenger RNA from Fundulus heteroclitus (mummichog), 4176 nucleotides. Its product is annotated as ankyrin repeat domain-containing protein 34A. The record is from RefSeq and is a predicted model, not a curated record. Bases 1624 to 3213 code for a protein of 529 amino acids. NCBI's taxonomy places the organism in Eukaryota, Metazoa, Chordata, Actinopteri, Cyprinodontiformes, Fundulidae. The transcript has 2 exons. Gene Ontology annotation, molecular function: protein binding.